AAUCUCAGAUUUUUUAGCAAACCUUUUCCACAAUUUCCAGACAGUUUUAGGGUUCCGUCGUUCUUAUUCACUCUCGAUUCUUCGCUUAGCUUCGUCUUCUUCAUCGAAGAUUUAUCUCUACAAUUCGCUGUGGAUCUUCGGGGCGGGCGAAUUUCAUUGAUUUUCCAUUGAAUCUGCGAGGUUACAUAUCCGGAUUUGUGUUAUCGGAGCUGAAUUUAGGAAUGGAGGUAGAGAAAUCCAAGUAUAGGAGCGAAGAUUUGGAUGUGGUGGAGGAGGAGGCUGAUUUGAAGAAGAGUCGGCGAGAUCGUGAUCGGAGUAAUGAGCGGAAGAAGGAUAAGGGUUCAGAGAAGCGUCGAGAGAAGGAUAGGCGGAAGAAACGAGUUAAGAGUAGUGAUUCUGAAGAUGAUUACGAUAGAGAUGAUGAUGAAGAGAGGGAGAAGCGUAAGGAGAAGGAGAGGGAGCGGAGACGGAGGGAUAAGGAUAGGGUGAAGAGACGGUCUGAGAGAAGGAAGAGUAGUGAUUCUGAAGAUGACGUUGAAGAAGAGGAUGAGAGGGAUAAACGCAGAGUGAAUGAGAAGGAGAGAGGGCAUCGAGAACAUGAGAGAGAUAGAGGCAAAGAUAGGAAAAGGGAUAGAGAGAGGGAAGAGAGGAAGGAUAAAGAAAGAGAAAGGGAGAAGGAUAGAGAGAGGAGAGAACGGGAACGGGAAGAGCGGGAGAAGGAGAGAGUUAAAGAAAGAGAAAGGCGGGAACGGGAAGAUGGAGAGAGGGAUAGGAGAGAGCGUGAGAAAGAAAGGGGUAGUAGGAGGAACCGGGAAAGGGAAAGGUCAAGAGAGGUGGGCAAUGAAGAGAGUGAUGAUGAUGUCAAGCGUGACUUGAAACGUAGAAGAAAAGAGGGCGGUGAACGGAAGGAGAAAGAGCGUGAAAAGAGUGUUGGCAGAUCUAGCAGGCAUGAAGAUAGUCCAAAGAGAAAGAGUGUCGAGGAUAAUGGGGAAAAGAAAGAGAAGAAAACGCGAGAAGAAGAACUAGAGGAUGAGCAGAAGAAGUUGGAUGAGGAAGUGGAAAAACGAAGGAGAAGAGUCCAGGAGUGGCAAGAAUUGAAGAGGAAGAAGGAGGAAGCUGAAAGUGAAAGUAAGGGUGAUGCGGAUGGUAAUGAGCCCAAGGCCGGUAAGGCUUGGACUCUUGAAGGAGAAUCUGAUGAUGAAGAAGGCCAUCCGGAAGAAAAAUCAGAAACAGAAAUGGAUGUUGAUGAAGAGACUAAACCUGAAAAUGAUGGAGAUGCUAAGAUGGUAGACUUGGAGAAUGAGACAGCUGCUACUGUCUCUGAGAGUGGAGGUGAUGGAGCUGUAGAUGAAGAGGAAAUUGAUCCUUUAGAUGCUUUUAUGAAUACUAUGGUAUUACCUGAGGUUGAGAAGUUUUGCAAUGGUGCUCCUCCCCCAGCAGUGAACGAUGGUACUUUGGAUUCUAAAAUGAAUGGGAAGGAAAGUGGUGACCGGCCAAAGAAAGGUUUUAAUAAGGCCCUUGGUAGGAUAAUUCAAGGUGAAGAUUCUGAUUCUGAUUAUUCAGAACCAAAGAAUGAUGAUGAUCCAAGUUUAGACGAAGACGAUGAGGAGUUCAUGAAGAGAGUAAAGAAGACAAAAGCUGAGAAGUUGUCCCUUGUUGACCACUCAAAAAUAGAGUAUGAACCUUUCCGGAAGAACUUCUAUAUCGAAGUGAAGGAUAUCUCUAGGAUGACACAAGAAGAAGUUAACACUUACAGAAAGGAAUUGGAGCUGAAAGUUCAUGGAAAGGAUGUUCCAAGACCCAUAAAGUUUUGGCACCAGACUGGGCUAACCAGCAAAAUUUUGGAUACUAUGAAGAAGCUUAAUUAUGAAAAGCCAAUGCCUAUUCAAACACAAGCACUCCCUAUCAUCAUGAGCGGUCGAGACUGCAUUGGGGUUGCAAAAACCGGUUCAGGUAAAACCCUUGGUUUUGUUUUGCCAAUGCUGAGGCAUAUUAAAGAUCAGCCUCCCGUUGAAGCUGGUGAUGGGCCAAUUGGUCUUGUAAUGGCACCUACUAGGGAGCUUGUUCAGCAGAUUCACAGCGAUAUCAGAAAGUUUUCUAAGCCAUUGGGUAUAAGAUGCGUCCCUGUGUAUGGAGGAUCAGGAGUUGCCCAGCAAAUUAGUGAACUUAAGCGAGGUACUGAGAUUGUUGUGUGCACUCCUGGGAGAAUGAUUGAUAUCCUUUGCACAAGCAGUGGGAAAAUCACUAAUCUGCGAAGAGUCACAUUUUUGGUAAUGGAUGAAGCUGAUCGUAUGUUUGACAUGGGUUUUGAGCCUCAAAUUACUCGUAUUAUUCAGAACAUUCGACCGGAACGCCAAACUGUGCUUUUUUCUGCCACUUUUCCACGCCAAGUUGAAACUUUGGCACGUAAAGUCUUGAACAAGCCUGUAGAAAUACAGGUCGGUGGAAGGAGUGUUGUGAAUAAGGAUAUAACUCAGUUAGUUGAAGUCAGACCGGAGAGUGAUAGGUUCCUUAGACUUCUGGAACUUCUUGGGGAAUGGUCUGAGAAAGGGAAAAUUCUGGUCUUUGUUCAGUCGCAGGAAAAAUGUGAUGCCUUGUAUAGGGAUAUGAUUAAAUCUAGUUACCCUUGUCUGUCUCUUCACGGGGGUAAGGAUCAGACCGAUCGUGAAUCAACUAUAUCUGAUUUUAAGAACGAUGUCUGCAAUUUGUUGAUUGCCACAAGUGUUGCUGCUAGGGGUCUAGAUGUGAAAGAGCUUGAGUUGGUUGUAAACUUUGAUGCGCCGAACCACUAUGAAGAUUAUGUGCAUCGCGUUGGCAGGACAGGCAGGGCAGGGCGUAAGGGCUGUGCUGUGACAUUUAUCUCCGAGGAUGAUGCAAAAUAUGCACCAGAUUUAGUCAAGGCCCUGGAGCUUUCUGAGCAGCCAGUUCCUGAUGAUCUGAAAGCACUUGCUGAUGGUUUCAUGGUGAAAGUGAAACAGGGUAUUGAGCAAGCUCAUGGAACUGGCUAUGGUGGUAGUGGCUUUAAAUUCAACGAAGAGGAGGAAGAAGUUAGAAAAGCAGCAAAGAAAGCACAAGCAAAGGAGUAUGGCUUUGAGGAAGACAAGUCUGACUCAGAAGAUGAGAAUGAUGUAGUAAGAAAGGCAGGUGGUGGUGAGAUCUCACAGCAGCAGGCUACUUUUGCUCAGAUAGCCGCCAUUGCUGCUGCUGCCAAAGCUGCUGCUGCUGCUCCAGUGAGUGCUCCUGUGACAGCUAACCAAUUACUGGCAAAUGGUGGCGGGCUUGCUGCCAUGCCAGGUGUCCUUCCGGUUACUGUUCCUACCCUUCCUAGUGAAGGGGCAGGCCGUGCUGCAGCCAUGGUUGCUGCCAUGAAUCUGCAACAUAAUCUGGCAAAGAUUCAAGCUGAUGCAAUGCCUGAGCACUAUGAAGCAGAACUUGAAAUCAAUGACUUCCCACAAAAUGCUCGUUGGAAGGUCACCCAUAAAGAAACUUUGGGUCCAAUAUCAGAGUGGACUGGAGCUGCUAUUACCACCAGGGGUCAGUUUUAUCCUACAGGACGUAUACCGGGACCUGGGGAACGGAAGCUGUACUUAUUCAUUGAAGGGCCUAGCGAAAAAUCAGUUAAGCACGCAAAAGCUGAACUCAAGCGUGUUCUUGAAGACAUUACGAAUCAGGCCAUGUCCUCACUUCCUGGAGGAGCAUCCGGGAGAUACUCAGUCCUUUAAUGUAAGUCGAGAAUUCUAGUCCAAUUUACAAUCUUUGGUGAUAAAUUUAUGCUAAAUGCUUUGCUUUAGCCUUGCAUGCAGACUAUUUUCUUUCUUACAUAACUCUUUUAAUCUCAAAGUUCAGACUUAUGGAUCUUUAGUUUCUGUCUUUUAACAGGAAAGCAACAAUGAGGUGUGUGAUUAUAAGGGAUUCAAAUCACUGAGAGUUUUAUUAAACAAGUAUUAUUGGUUGAUGUUGUGGAAUACAAUCUCUGCACAAUUGCUAAAUCUUUUUACAGACUUGAACUUGUCGUGAUUAGAGACAUGGUCUCAUAAUGCUUGUUGUUUCUCAUCCCGCAACUCUUUUCCUCUUUUUAAUUCUAUUCUCUUUUUCUUUGUCAUGUUUAUACAAUGUCCUCGAUGGGUUUGCUAAUGAGCAUUACCGCGUGGUGGCUGUUAAAUGAUGGGUAAAAUCUAGUUUGAUGGAGGUUGUGUUUGGCACUAUGCUUGUUAGUUUCUUGCAUCAAGUUCCCCGUUUUACAGCUUUUGGCAUCUUUUCUGCAGGGGAAAUCUGUGAAACAUGAAGCUCCCGGAGAGAUGAUAUGUAAUUUUUUGUGAUAGACAAGGCAAAGCUUUUCUUACCUCUCCAAUGGGUAAGACUUGGAGCUUAUUCAGUUAUGUUUCUGGAUCCUAUGUCUGUGAAGCUCCGACUAUAUCUGCUUGACCAAUAUUCUUUUGAGGGAAAAGUUUACAUCUACUGGGGGAGUUCAUGGACUUGCGACCUACUUAAACGCUGAAGGAUGCUUUCCGAGUAAUGGUAAAAGGGGAUGGUGCAUUCAGUAUGUAGUAGACAUAGGAUUUAUGAAUCAAGAUAGUAGUACUCAAGUUUUGUGGAUCAAAAUUUAAAACUAAUGCUUCUGAAACAGUGAAACAGAUGGUCUAUUAUGUGUUGAUGAUAAACGGCUAUUCUCGUAGACAAUAGAGAAGCUUGAUCCACAUGAAAGGUUGUUGGUGGCCAAAGUCGAUUUGUGUGACCGCACCUUUAUCAAACAAUGAACAUAAAGAAGUGUCAGAAUGUUAAGAGUAAUUUCUGGAAAAGGGAUGGAACAUUCUAUUCACUCC
Arabidopsis thaliana (thale cress) is the source of this 4823-nucleotide messenger RNA. Its product is annotated as P-loop containing nucleoside triphosphate hydrolases superfamily protein. NCBI's taxonomy places the organism in Eukaryota, Viridiplantae, Streptophyta, Magnoliopsida, Brassicales, Brassicaceae. Gene Ontology annotation, molecular function: ATP binding; RNA helicase activity; nucleic acid binding. Gene Ontology annotation, biological process: RNA processing. The transcript has 2 exons. Gene Ontology annotation, cellular component: nucleus. The record is from RefSeq and is marked reviewed. The coding region runs from base 222 to 3722 and encodes 1166 amino acids.